AUGGGGCCCGAGGUGCAGGUCAAACCAAUACGAUAUGUACCAAUGAAUACCAAUAAUAGGUAUAUACACGCUCUGUAUCACCAGGGCUGCUCAAAGGGAGAAACACAAGCGGAUACAAGGAAACACAAAAAGAGAAACAAGGAAACAAGCAGAAACAAAGAAACACAAGCAGAUACCAAGAAACACAAGCGGAUACAAAAAAACACAAGCAGAUACAGAGAAACACAAGCAGAAACAGGAAACACAAGCAGAAACAGAGAAACACAAGCAGAUACAGAGAAACACAAACAGAUUCAGAGAAACACAAGCAGAUACAAGGAAACACAAGCAGAAACAGGAUACAAACGAAGAAACAGAAAAACACGAGCAGAUACAGAGAAACACAAACAGAUUCAGAAAAACACAAGGAGAUACAGAGAAACACAAGCAAAUACAAAGAAACACAAACAGAUACAGAGAAACACAAGCGGAUACAAGAAAACAAAAACAGAUACAGAGAAACACAAGCAGAAACAGGAAACACAAGCAAAUACUAGGAAACACAAGCAGAAACAAAGAAGCACAAGCGGCUACAAAGAAACACAAACAGAUAUAGAGAAACACAAGCAGAUACAGAGAAACACAAGCAGAAACAGGAAACACAAGCAGAUACACGAAACACAAACAGAAACAAAGAGACACAAGCGGAUACAUAGAAUCACAAGCGGAUACAAAGAAACACAAGCAGACACAGAGAAACACAAGCAGAUACAAAGAAACACAAGCAGAUACUAG
This is a messenger RNA of Mizuhopecten yessoensis (Yesso scallop), 774 nucleotides long. RefSeq names its product splicing factor U2af large subunit A-like. The transcript has 2 exons. NCBI's taxonomy places the organism in Eukaryota, Metazoa, Mollusca, Bivalvia, Pectinida, Pectinidae. The coding region runs from base 1 to 774 and encodes 257 amino acids. The record is from RefSeq and is a predicted model, not a curated record.